Clarias gariepinus (North African catfish) is the source of this 778-nucleotide messenger RNA. Its product is annotated as C-C motif chemokine 3-like. Lineage: Eukaryota; Metazoa; Chordata; Actinopteri; Siluriformes; Clariidae. Gene Ontology annotation, biological process: G protein-coupled receptor signaling pathway; immune response; cellular response to interleukin-1. Gene Ontology annotation, cellular component: extracellular region. Gene Ontology annotation, molecular function: CCR chemokine receptor binding; chemokine activity. The transcript has 3 exons. The coding region runs from base 106 to 405 and encodes 99 amino acids. The record is from RefSeq and is a predicted model, not a curated record.
AAUGGACCACAAGGCAGUGAGAUCUCCUCUGGUGCUCAUCUUCUUUAAUCCGUCCAGUCGUCGUUUGGGUCUGAAUCAGCCGAAGUGCUCGAGCAAGAAAGCGAGAUGUCGUCCUACCGUAUGAUCAUCCUGUCCGCCGUGGUGGUGCUGCUGAGCGCAGUCACGCUUACUGAAGGGAUGCGUUACAAAGCCUCACCAAACGUCUGCUGCUUCUCCUUUCAAUCUCGUCCACUGAAGCCCAGCAUGGUGACCAGUUACAGCCUGACCAGCCCGCAGUGCUCCAAGCAGGCCGUACUGUUCAAAACCAGGAAAGGAAAGGAAGUGUGUGCUAAACCCGCUGACCCCUGGGUGAAGGAGCUCAUCAAGCUUCUGGACAACAAGUCAGGAAGCCAGGGACCCAUGUGAUCGUGCUGACCUUCAUUACUCUCAGCAGGAUCAUCAUGCUAGAUGUUUGUGAUAGGUUCCGAGCAGAUUUGCACAAACUGUAAUGAUGUACAAAUCUCUGAAAUGCUACGAUCAGUUCACCACAUUAAAGCUACACAAAAUACACUGAAUGUCCACCUUUAUGAAUGUAAUAUCUCUUGUGUUUACUAUAUGAUUCAAUGCAUCUUGUUUUUUUAUCCAUUUAUUGUUAUUUUAUUCUUUUUGUUUAGAUUUUUGUUUGUGUAUUUUCUUCGGAGAACUGUUAAAAGAGUUUCUCAGUUUAGUACAUGUAUUAAAAUGUGUGGUAAAGCGGAAGAAACAUGCUUUAAAAUAAAAUGAAGACAUGCAAAUGAUA